This is a messenger RNA of Siniperca chuatsi (mandarin fish), 5792 nucleotides long. RefSeq names its product multiple epidermal growth factor-like domains protein 11. The record is from RefSeq and is a predicted model, not a curated record. NCBI's taxonomy places the organism in Eukaryota, Metazoa, Chordata, Actinopteri, Centrarchiformes, Sinipercidae. The coding region runs from base 483 to 3911 and encodes 1142 amino acids. Gene Ontology annotation, molecular function: scavenger receptor activity; protein binding. The transcript has 26 exons.
GUGAUUUGCAUUAAAAUCACUACAACGCCAUGUAAAUCCAAGAUGGCGCCUUCCCCUAGCUCGCCGUCUUGGCCUGCUCAGCGCUGCCCCUGGUGGUCGCGACAUGUAUCAGCACUGACAGUUUAUCACGAUAAUCACCGACAGCUCAGCGGCUACAUGUUUAGAGUUUCCAAUCACUUUCAGCUUGUAGCUAAACGUCUAAUACAAGCUAACUGCGUGCUAUAUCGUGACUACAAAACGGAUGAGAGCAUAUAUUUAGUAGAGACUUGUGAAGAAAGUUUAACAUUUAACCUAGCUAGCGCUAGCAAGCCUCGGACGUUGGUUUAAAGGGAUGGCCAUUAUGCUCUGCUGGACGUGUAUCCUGAGGUCCUGUCCCACCAUCGUCAUCCACUGGGGGUCUUUUUCUUGUGAUAGAGUUCAGUUUCACAACAGAUUACCAUUCCUCACACUCAGUUUUGCUCAAGGACGGAGGGAAGAGGACAAUGGGGGCCGGUGGGGUUUCCCCGCAAGCCCUGCUGUGGCUCAACCUGUUCGGCUUGAUCUCUCUGGCUUCGUCCCUCAACCCGGAUGACCCCAAUGUGUGCAGCCACUGGGAGAGCUAUGCAGUGACUGUGCAGGAGUCUUACGCUCAUCCAUUUGACCAGGUCUACUACACCCGCUGCACCGACAUCCUCAACUGGUUCAAAUGCACCAGACACAGGAUCAGCUACAAGACGGCGUACAGACGAGGCGUGAGGACCAUGUACAGGCGACGCUCUCAGUGCUGCCCAGGCUUCUAUGAAAGUGGAAACCUGUGUGUUCCGUUGUGUACUGAAGAGUGUGCCCACGGACGGUGUGUCUCUCCUGACACCUGCCAGUGUGAGCCCGGCUGGGGAGGGCUGGACUGCUCCAGUGGCUGUGAGAGUGACUUCUGGGGGCCCCACUGCAGUAACCGCUGUCAGUGCCGGAACGGGGCCAAAUGUAACCCAAUAACCGGAGCCUGCGUCUGCACUGACGGCUACCAGGGCUGGCGCUGCGAGGAGCCCUGCGACCCCGGCUUCUACGGCAAGGACUGCCUGCUGGAGUGCCAGUGCCUCAACGGCGCCACCUGCCAGCAUCAGACUGGCGAGUGCCUCUGUGCGCCCGGAUACACUGGGGCCUUCUGUGAGGAUCCUUGUCCUCCAGGUAAACACGGCUCCCUGUGUGAACAGCGCUGUCCCUGUCAGAACGGAGGAACAUGCCAUCAUGUCACCGGAGAGUGCUCCUGUCCCGCCGGCUGGGUGGGUCCGGUCUGCGCACAGCCGUGUUCAUUCGGAUCAUUCGGCAUUAACUGCUCUCAGGAGUGCACAUGUCGUAACGGAGGUCUGUGUGACCACAUCAGCGGUCAGUGCCAGUGCACUGCUGGCUACAUCGGAGAGAGAUGCCAGGACGAAUGCCCAGUUGGCACAUACGGGCCGCAGUGUGCCCACAAGUGUGACUGUCAGAACGGGGCCAAGUGCUACCACAUCAACGGCGCCUGCCUGUGUAACGAGGGCUUUAAGGGCCCCAGCUGCCAGGACCGCUUCUGUCCCACUGGCUUGUACGGACUCAUCUGUGACAAAUACUGCCCCUGCAAAACUGCAACCACACUCAGCUGUCACCCUCUGUCAGGAGAGUGCACCUGUGCAGCAGGAUGGGCGGGGCUUUACUGUAACGAGACCUGUCCGGCAGGUUACUAUGGCGAGGGCUGCAGAGAGCUGUGUGCCUGUGCGAACGGAGCCGACUGCGACGGCAUCACUGGAGCUUGUAUGUGUGCUCCAGGGUACAUAGGUGACGACUGCUCUGUCGGCUGUCCUGCAGGCCUGUACGGGACCAACUGCACCUCGUCGUGCUCCUGCCGCAACGAGAUCUCCUGCUCGCACAUCGACGGCUCCUGCAUCUGCAGAGAAGGUUGGCAGGGUGUGGACUGCUCCAUCCCUUGCUCCAGUGGCACUUGGGGUCUAAGCUGCAAUCAGACUUGUCAGUGUGCCAACGGGGCGGCCUGCGACCCCGUCAACGGAACCUGCACCUGCUCCCCAGGCUGGAGGGACGAAUACUGCGACGUAGCGUGUCCUGAGGGAUCAUACGGGCUGGACUGCAGAGAGCGAUGUGACUGUGUCAACGCUGAUGGCUGUGAUUCAGUGACCGGCUUCUGUCGCUGUCUCGCAGGUUGGACAGGUGUCCAUUGCGACAGUGUGUGUGAGGAGGGACGCUGGGGGCCCAACUGCUCCUACAGCUGCACGUGUGAGAACGGAGGCUCCUGCUCCCCGGAGGACGGCACCUGUGUGUGCGCUCCCGGCUACCGCGGCACCAACUGCAGAAGAACUUGUUCCCCUGGUUUCUACAGCCACCGUUGCAGCCAGUCGUGUCCUCAGUGCAUCCACAGCGACGGGGCGUGUCACCACGUCACCGGCCAUUGUGAAUGCCUCUCUGGCUUCUUCGGCUCCCUCUGUAAUCAAGUGUGUCCCAGUGGAAAGUUUGGUAAAGCCUGUGCUGAGGCCUGUCUGUGCACUAACAACGGCACCUGUAAUCCCAUCGACGGCUCCUGUCAGUGCUACCCUGGAUGGAUCGGCGAGGACUGCUCCAAACCGUGUCCUCAGGGCUCAUGGGGCCCAGACUGCAUCCACACAUGUAACUGUCACAACGGAGCCGAGUGCAGCACUACAGACGGAGAGUGUAGCUGCAGCCCUGGAUGGACGGGACUCUACUGUACUCAGCGCUGUCCUACGGGUUUCUACGGCUCUCAGUGUGCUGAGGUGUGUCGCUGUCAGAACGGGGCGGACUGUGACCACAUCACCGGACAGUGUUCCUGCAGGACGGGCUUCAUAGGACAGAGCUGUGAGCUCAAGUGUCCUGCGGGGACGUUUGGCUACGGCUGCCAGCAGCUGUGUGAGUGUAUGAACAACGCCACCUGCGACUACGUGACGGGAACCUGCUACUGCAGCAUCGGCUUCAAAGGCAUCCGCUGUGACCAGGCGGCUCUGAUGAUGGAGGAACUGAACCCCUACACCAAGAUCAGCCCGGCUCUGGCGUCAGAGCGCCAAUCAGCCGGCGCCGUCCUGGGCAUCAUCUUCCUGCUGCUGCUCAUCAUGGCCAUGCUCGGCCUGGUGGUCUGGUUCCGCUACCGGCAGAGAGAGAAAGGCCACCACGUGCCGAGCGUCACCUACACGCCCGCCCUGCACAUCAACUCCACCGACUACUCCCUCUCAGCAGGGCUGCAGUGCACAGGCCUGCUCUCCUCUGCAGAGUCCUCUCCCAAUAACAGCUCUGUAGGCCGCUGCUUCUCCAACCCCAGCUACCGCACCCUGGGGCCCUGCACCUACGCCGCACACUACGCCAAGCCAGACAAGAGGAGCUCCGCCAAGAUGAAGACAAAGAAGCGUCACAGGAACAGUGCUCCAGAGUGGGGGGCCUACUGUAACCUCAGCGAGCUGGGUGUUUACUGCAUUGACCGGCGUUACAGCUACCACGUGGAGCAGCGCUACAGAGACUAUAUGAAGGGUUCCUUGUCCAGCACCUGCUCCCUCAACAGUGAAAACCCGUACGCCACCAUCAACGACCCGCCCAGUCUGUGCAAACACUCAGAGAGCAGCUACGUGGAGAUGAAAUCGCCGGCUCACCAUGAACACGUCACACACUGCUGCUCCGCCGCCAUCAUCACCACGACCACAACCACCACUGCACCCGCCAAGAACGUCUACGACAUGGAACCAACCAUCAGUAUCAUCCAGGGAGCUGGUGGUGUGGCGGUUCCCAGUUACCCUCAGAACCCAUACGACCUGCCCAGGAACAGCCACAUCCCCAGCCACUACGACCUGCUGCCGGUGCGCCCCAGCCCCUCUCACAGCCACAGCCUCACCCUGCACAGCCACAGCCCACCGCUGCCCGGCAGCCCCACCAGCUCGCUACUCUAGACCCCUCAGCAGCCAGACUGGACACUGGACCAGUGCUCCCAGUUCAUCCAGAACCAGGAAACUGUGAACUGGGACAUAACGUGGAAAAAAGGAAAGAUUAUGUGUGUGUGUGAAUGGGGUGAGAAUCUCCUUCAUGCAGUGCUCCGCCCGUUGCACUGCUGUUUGGCAUUUUAUCACUGUAUUAUAUCCAAACUGUUUGAGCUGUUUUUGUGCCAGUCAAUACUACAUAUUUGUGUUGUAUUGUAAAUUCCCCCUCAUCAACAAAAUGUCAAUCGAGGGAAUAUACACGUACAUAUGCACACAAGUAUACCUUUUUUCUGGUAUGCCUAUCUCUUUGUCUUUUUUUAUACAUCCUGGGUCAGAAGAUGGGAAGUCGAGGACGAUAGGAAAAGAAAAACAAAGAAAGAACUGAGUUACUCAUGUAAAUUUGUCUGGGUGAGACUGUUGUACUGAAAAGUAAAUGUGAGUGCCAAAGACAAGACUGAGGCCCACUUCACACUUGGAUUAAGUGGAUCUACCAAGCUUGUACAAUGAAGAAGAAUCAUAUGGGCAUUACUUCUCACAGUGCAAACAAACUUGUAUGGACUCUGGAGAAAAGGUGCUCAUUACGCCGAUAUUCUCCCAAAAAAGGGACUAAGAAAAAUAUGUGAAUAAAUGCACACAAACUGCAGUCUGGUCAGAUUUACACUACCUGUAUAGUUCUGGUAUUUUUACACAUCGUUUCUUAUUUCCUGUUUACAUAUUUAAAGAUCCUCACAGGGAUCCAUAUUUUCUCUCUGAAAAGUUAUCUUUUUGUAUGUACUGUAGACAAAGUGGUGUAUUGGCUGUACACUUACUGUACACUAGUGAUUAUUAUUGUGAUUUUCUUUUAUUGUGUCAAGCUUAAUACACAUGCAUGCCAAAGAUCAUUCAAGAUAUAAUAGUUAGCCAGGAAUACCCUUAAUAUGUCCUUUGGUGCAAACUGAUUAUUGUCAUCUGACUGUCUCAACAUGGGAACAACUCCAAUCUGAAACAUGCUUUUUCGGAAUAUGGACUGUAGGGCUGCAACUAACGAUUAUAUUCAUUACUGAAUAAUCUUCAGAUUAUUUUUUCAAAUAAUCGAUUAAUAUUUUGCAUAUAAAAUGUCAUAAAAUAGUAAAAGUGUCCAUCACAUUUUUUUGAAAGCUCAAGGUACGUCUUCAGAUGUCUUGUUUUGUCUCAUCGACGGUCCAAAACCUAAAGAUAUUCAGUUACUGUCGCAUGAGGGAAAGAAAAGCAGCAAAUUUUGACAAACAAAUUUUUGUCAUUUUUGCCAGAAAAAUUACUUAAACAAUAAAUCGAUAGAUUACCGGUAAUUGACUAAUCUUAUCAGCUCAAAUGCACCGAUGUAUUUGUUGCAGAAAGGUCAAAAGUGGAAGAGAAAAAUAAAAGUCCAAUGACGAUCAAAUAUUUCAAUACUUAAACUUUAAUUUACUUCAGCUUCCUCCACAACAUUAAUGUCACUACAGAAUCACAAGAUUUUCGUUCCCAAACACAAUGAAAAUGUGUUUCUAAUCUUGUUGUAGCAACUAUUUCUCACAUUACAUAUGAAAUAGAGCUGUAAUGUAUGAAAUCCUGCUUAAUUUUUCAAUGACAUACAGGUAAGUUUUGUUAAAAAAUGUUGAGAAUUAUACCUUGGCAAAUAGCAAUAACAAGUUAUUGUCAUAACAUGACAUGUUGACAAUCAGAUGUAAACAGCUUUGUUUUCCCACACAUUAUUUCCUACUUUUCUUCAAUUUGUUCUAUUUUCAUCUUGCUUGUAUGUCUUUUCUUCAGCUUUUAAACCAAGUAGAUGUAUUAAGUGCUGCUUGCUGGUCCUUUUGUUUCAUGCCCUAAAUUCAAUAAAGUUGUCAUAGCUCAGGG